UUAAUUGUAACUGAAAUUAAGCGCAUAUUUCACAAUUUUGUUUUCAUUUUACUGUGUCGCGUGUCAUCACAAAUACCUUAUGUCGAGCAGAAUGAUGGUGAUAUUGACGAUGCUCUUCUUUUUACAGUCAUUCGCCACAAUUUGGACUGCACCAGUAGCAGAUAUUUUUUUUCCCGAAUCACCACCACCACCGCCACCACCAAUGCUGCUACCACCACCAAUACCAUUCAGUUUUCCUCAGUUUCAACCAUUUCCACCGUUUCCACCAUUUCCACCGAUUGCAUCGCCAUUCAAUGAACCCAGUCCAACUGUGGAGUCUGAACAAAAUUUCUCCGUUUUCGAUUCAGGGUACCAAUCCGAUUUUGAACGUGAAACAAUUUAUUGAGGCACUUUGGCAUUACACAAUAAUUUAUUUGUUUUAUAGUAUUGUAAAAACAAAAUAAAAAAAA
Contarinia nasturtii (swede midge) is the source of this 449-nucleotide messenger RNA. Its product is annotated as seroin-like. The record is from RefSeq and is a predicted model, not a curated record. Bases 80 to 385 code for a protein of 101 amino acids. Lineage: Eukaryota; Metazoa; Arthropoda; Insecta; Diptera; Cecidomyiidae. The transcript has 2 exons.